Molecule: messenger RNA, 1878 nt
Organism: Nematolebias whitei (Rio pearlfish)
Lineage: Eukaryota; Metazoa; Chordata; Actinopteri; Cyprinodontiformes; Rivulidae
Gene: sox10
Product: SRY-box transcription factor 10
Exons: 3
Coding region: 342-1808 (488 amino acids)
Biological process (GO): morphogenesis of an epithelium; peripheral nervous system development; enteric nervous system development
Cellular component (GO): nucleus
Molecular function (GO): RNA polymerase II cis-regulatory region sequence-specific DNA binding; DNA-binding transcription factor activity, RNA polymerase II-specific
Source: RefSeq, a predicted model, not a curated record
GCAGAGGCAGACGGGGAAGGGAGGCCGGGUGAGUUUGGAUCUGACCGCUUUCCAUUAGCAGGUAAACUGGGGUCCAACGUGCGCACUGAGCCGCCUAUGAUACCAACCACACGGAUGGAAAGAACUUUGAUGUGGAAUCCUCACAGAGUUUUGCAGCGGAGGCUGAGAGUAGAGACAGACUGGCAGUUUAUAUUAUAACUUACAGAAGUAGAUCAGAGAGACAGAGCAGCUGCUGCCACUCAUUGUAGGUCAGAAACACUCAAAGCAGGAGGACGACAGGUAGAGCGGCGCGUUUAGGAGCACGAUUCAUUGACCCUCUGGAGGCGAGUCUGUGGAGGAAGAUGUCCAGAGAGGAGCAGAGCUUCUCGGAGGUCGAGUCCGACGACAGCCGGUCCCUGUCGCCGGGUCACUCCUCCGGCGCGGCGGGCGGGAGCGACUCUCCCCUCCGCGUGCAGCAGCCGACGCUGGCGGCGCUGCACGACGACGCGUCCGCGGGCUGCUCGUCCGUGAGGUCCGAGGACGAGGACGAGCGCUUCCCCGCUGGCAUCCGCGACGCGGUGAGCCAGGUGCUCAACUGCUACGACUGGACCAUCGUGCCCGUGCCCGUGCGCGUGAACGCGGGCAGCAAGAGCAAGUCGCACGUGAAGAGGCCGAUGAACGCCUUCAUGGUGUGGGCGCAGGCGGCGCGGAGGAAGCUGGCGGACCAACACCCCCACCUGCACAACGCCGAGCUCAGCAAGACCCUGGGGAAGCUGUGGAGGCUUCUCAAUGAGAGCGACAAGCGACCCUUCAUCGAGGAGGCAGAGAGGCUGAGGAAGCAACACAAGAAGGACUACCCGGACUACAAAUACCAGCCGCGGCGCCGCAAAAAUGGAAAGCCCGGUUCCAGUUCAGGAAGUGAGGGCGACGGCCAUUUGGAGGGUGAGGUCAGCCACAACCAGUCCCACUACAAGGUUCUCCACCUGGAAGUGGUCCGCAGUGGGGGAGCCGGGUCCCUUCUGGCAGAUGAGCACCACCCUCAUACUGCAGGUCAGAGCCACAGUCCUCCCACGCCUCCCACCACUCCUAAAACCGAGUCUCAGUCUGGGAAGUCAGGGGAAGGUAAGAGGGAGUGCGCUGGGAAUGGGGGGUCCCGUGGACCUCAAGGAGCAGAAGCAGGUUCAGGUACAUCUGGAUCUGGAAAACCUCAUAUAGACUUUGGUAAUGUGGACAUUGGUGAGAUGAGCCAUGAGGUGAUGGCCAACAUGGAGCCUUUCGAUGUCAAUGAGUUUGACCAGUACCUUCCCCCGAAUGGGCACCCAGGGGUUGGGCAGAUUGGCGGGACAGGAGGGGCUGCAGCAGCCUCUCCCUACACUUACGGCAUCUCAUCAGCUCUGGCGGCGGCCAGCGGACACUCAGCAGCCUGGCUCUCCAAGCAGCAGCCGCAGCAGCACCACGGCUCCCCUUUGGGCUCGGACUCUUCCAAGGCACAAAUCAAGAGCGAGACUGCGGGUGCUGGGGGUCACUUUGCAGAAGCAGCCUCGGCUGGUACUCACGUCACCUAUACCCCUCUCAGCCUGCCUCACUACAGCUCUGCCUUCCCCUCACUGGCCUCACGGGCUCAGUUUGCAGAAUAUGCCGAGCACCAUGCCUCCGGGUCGUACUACGGCCACUCCAGCCAGGCCUCAGGGCUGUAUUCAGCCUUCUCCUACACAGGGCCUUCCCAGAGGCCCCUCUACACUGCCAUCACUGACCCAGCCAGUGUGUCACAAUCGCACAGCCCCACACACUGGGAGCAGCCCGUCUACACCACACUGUCGCGGCCAUGACAGACAACGAGACCAGAGGGCACCGCUGCAGGUUCAGCCCCAGAGUCAGACCAGAGGAGGAGCUGCAGCU